Chanos chanos (milkfish) is the source of this 1065-nucleotide messenger RNA. It is a transcript of the gene lsm4, whose product is annotated as LSM4 homolog, U6 small nuclear RNA and mRNA degradation associated. Bases 146 to 574 code for a protein of 142 amino acids. NCBI's taxonomy places the organism in Eukaryota, Metazoa, Chordata, Actinopteri, Gonorynchiformes, Chanidae. Gene Ontology annotation, biological process: mRNA splicing, via spliceosome; nuclear-transcribed mRNA catabolic process. Gene Ontology annotation, molecular function: RNA binding. The transcript has 5 exons. The record is from RefSeq and is a predicted model, not a curated record.
AGCUAAAGGUUUCGUUCAUGUUACGAUCACGCGCGUUUGCAGUAUACUAACCAAAGUUUAAAUUUAAUAGUUUACUAUAGACCUUUAUUAUAACACUUAAGAAAAUAAAUUCAGUUGCAUAAGACUGUGAAUCAAAAAAGCCACUAUGUUGCCGUUAUCUUUGCUUAAGACUGCACAGAAUCAUCCUAUGUUGGUGGAGCUGAAGAACGGGGAGACCUAUAACGGUCAUCUGGUCAGCUGUGACAACUGGAUGAACAUCAACCUGCGAGAGGUCAUCUGCACGUCCCGGGACGGAGACAAGUUUUGGAGGAUGCCCGAGUGUUACAUCAGAGGCAGCACGAUCAAAUACCUGCGUAUCCCCGACGAGAUUAUCGACAUGGUGAAGGAGGAGGUGGUGUCAAAGGGGCGUGGCCGUGGGGGCAUGCAGCAAAACAAACAGCAGGGCAAAGGCCGAGGGGGCGGAGCCGGGAGAGGUGUGUUUGGUGGGCGUGGCAGAGGUAUGCCUGGUGGUGGGCGUGGCCAACAGCAGGAGAAGAAGCCGGGAAAACCACAGGGCGGCAAAAACCAGCACUAAACCGGACUCAGGUCGACGCUGUUCACAGAUCCUCGUUCACACGCGCCGUUUUCUCUCCUCGGUUUCAGAGCAGUAGUCGGUCGCUAGGUUUCGACGACAUAUUUUAUUUUGGGUUUUGUUUUUUUUUUGCGUUUUAAAACAUCCGAGUGUGACUUAACGAUAGAACUGUUUUUGUAUUUUAUUGACCUGGCCGUGACCUCUGUGUCAGACUCUCUCCUUUUCUUCAUGCAUACUUUUCCACCAGAGAAGAUUUCAUUUGGCGUCAUCAUACACCUGUCUUCAGUUCUGUAAAAGUACUUCUUUUUUUUUUUUUCUUUCCCCCCACAAAUAUUCGGAGAAAAUUCACGUGUUGAUACAGGAGGGUAUAAGUUUUGUUUGGAGAUAAAAUAUUAAUCUUUUUGUCCGCUCCCUCUAAAGCAAGUUAGACUCCUGUUUAACACACAAUAGGUUUUACUUUGCGUACAUUUUGUAAUAGACAGGGAACAAUUAUG